Neltuma alba is the source of this 1401-nucleotide messenger RNA. RefSeq lists its product as uncharacterized. The record is from RefSeq and is a predicted model, not a curated record. NCBI's taxonomy places the organism in Eukaryota, Viridiplantae, Streptophyta, Magnoliopsida, Fabales, Fabaceae. The transcript is spliced from 2 exons. Bases 901 to 1113 code for a protein of 70 amino acids.
UGGGCUCACAUUUACCCGUGCCUGAGGAUCUUUUCAUCGUCUCAUUUCUCUAGAAGUGUAAAGAACAUGUUCCAUAAACAAACACGCAUUCAGUUAUGCAGUUAAUUACCAAUCUUUCCCCUGUUUCGUCCACCUCUGGCAGAACUGAAGAAAGUUUUGGUUCUGCCUUGUGCUAGGCCACCAUUCAGAACCGACCGUUUAUUCAUGUUAGUUGCAACAAUUUAGCUGGCUGACCGAUUUGGGAACCGAUUUGAAGCUAUAUGUGGCCGAGGAAGUUGACGGAAAUGCGAAGUUAAAGAUCUUUGGAAAAGAUGAACUUUGCCUUGGCUUCAAUUAUUCGUUAAUAUUCGGCCCCUUUUUCUUUCCCCCAAUUUCAUUGCUUAUUUAAAUGCAAUCAUCCAUGCAGUGAUAGGAACUGUAAAGUAAUUUUAUACGAUUAAAAUACUUUCGGCUGUUGGUUCCCGAAAAAGGCUUGUUUUUUUUUCCCCCCAUUUGAAGUAUCUUAAAAAAUUCAUUAGCACCACCCUGGUUGCUUGAUCAGUGGGAUUGUGCCUUUUUAGAAAUUUCCCUGGACAAAUAAAUAUGGGAUGUUUGUUUUGCAAGUAAUUAUAAAGUGUCUUUGCUCCUUAAAAUGCAAAACAAACCCAAAUUUCAAUCCAAUUCCCUCAUUAAUAAAACGCAUGUCGUGAUAUCAUGUCAUUGUACUGGCAUGGAGACGGAUUUAGCCAACGAGGCUUCCACAAAUGAGGCUAGAGUUGUACCUCCAGAUGAGAAGAUGAAGCUUCGCUGAGAUUUGGUGCCAUGCGUGUGAGUUGUAAAAACACAAAAAAAUAAAGUGAAUAUGAAUCAGAAUAGCUUGAUCCUAAUCAAGAGAUCAGAUCGAAGAAGAAGAAGAAGAAGAUGGCGGAUUGGGGUCCAGUGUUCGUAUCAGUGGUUCUGUUCAUUCUGUUGACGCCUGGGCUGCUCAUACAAAUACCUGGGAGAGGCAGGAUGGUAGAAUUCGGGAAUUUUCAAACCAGUGUCGUAUCCAUACUGGUCCAUGCGAUCCUUUACUUUGCUCUCAUUUGCAUCUUCUUGCUGGCUAUUGGGAUCCACAUGUACAUGGGUUCGUGAUCCCUCAAUCGUCUGUUUUGUACUUGGCUUGAGUCUCUGGGUUCUGAUUCUUGUGAACUAGUUAUCAUCAAUCCAGUUUUAGCUCGUCAACUGUCAGCUAAUUUGAGUAUUAAUGAGUGUGUUCGGUUGUACUUGAUUGAAUUUCACUCAAUUUGGCGGGACUAAUAUAGCUGACUUCCCGUCCCUGUAUAUUUUUUAUAUAGAAUAUCGUUUCUGUAACUCUAGCCAAGUAGCCAUUUGAAGCAUGUUCGCAUCAAUGAACUUGGUUGGUUUUGGUAAUCGAUUCAA